AUGUCGUACAAAAUAAGUUCUACAUUAGUCCUUAAUGGUAUUGAGAAAUUAUUUUGUGGACAUGGUGGUUGGGGUACAAUUUGCCAUGCUGCUCAUUUAACUGGUAAUCGUAUGAAGCUAAUUAAUAAUGCUCUGCCUACGAUUGAGUGUCUUCUCAAACGACAUCCACGUAUGCGUUCUCGUCUACGCGUUGAAGAUAAUGACUACUUUCUCGAUACUCUCGAAUACAUUACAGAAUAUCUAUCGAAUUAUUUAUUCUUUUCGACGAUGGAUUCCAAUGAAGAUUCAUGGCAAAAUAUUUGUGAACGUAAAUGUAAUGAAGAUCCAUAUUCGAAUGAUGGUACAAUAAUCUUUCCACUUUUUCAUUUCAUCCUACUAUUUAAUUCACAAUCAUUGGAGAGCGAUGAUCGCUUUCAUUUGCUACUCUUUACAAAUCAUUGUGCCUUCGAUGGUCGAAGUGGAUUUGUUCUUAUGAAUGAUUUCUUAACUUUGGCAACAUCAUCAGAUUUAAAUCCCAUAUCUGAACCACUCAAUCUUGAUAUUCUUCCAUUGAUAAGCGAUUUAAUUCCUCGACCAUUUGGUCCUCUUUAUCCAAUUUUAUUCUUUCUUGCUAAACGUGUCAUUAAACAUGAAUUUAGAAAAUUAACUCGACCACGAAUUCCAAUCACACUUUAUCGAAUGGCCGAUAGUCAAUCGAAUAAAUUUCAUGUACCACGAUACUACACAAAAUUUCUCUUUUCUUCAAGCUCUGUCAAUCUCUAUGAUAGUCUACACAAGCAAUGCCGAUUGCAUGAACUCACAUUAAAUGGUCCACUGUGUGCGUGUCUCUUAUUAGCUAUUCAUCAUUGCUUUCCACUGGAAGAUGAUACUCGAUUGAAACCAUUUUCGAUUGGUAUUGUUUUCGAUAUGCGUUCACGUCUAACUAGAUCACCCUUAACAAAGACAUCUGUUGGACUCUUUAUUGGCGCUAGCGAUAUAGAACUUCGUCGAUCACUUUCGAUACGAUCUACUCGAUUUUGGUCUUUAGCGAAGAAAUGUAUGAUAAACACUCGAAAUCAAUUGAAACGCAACGGUGUUCCAUUGGCUAUGAAUAUUUUCACUAACUUUGGCAGAAAUGAGGAAAGUUUUGAGCAAUUUACUCGAAAUUUUCCUGAUGGACGUUACUCGGAAUUAGCCUUCUCGAACGUUGGAAAAUAUCCAUUUUCGUGUGAUUACAAUAAAGGAGAUAUUCACUUGCAUGCUUUACAUGUAAUAAGCAAUAACAGUGUAUAUCGUACAUCGACAGUGGUAUUUGUUACAUGUGCUGGUGAUGGCCAGUUGGAUAUUUCCAUGUCUCAUGAAAUGGAUAGUGACGAAAGAGCUAAACAAUUUCUCAACUUCUAUAUACGUCUCAUCGAAAUAUGUGCCAAUGAAAAACUUUGUCAUGAAGAAACAACACUCGCUGACAUUUUGCAAUCUGCUCAGUAG
Molecule: messenger RNA, 1467 nt
Organism: Rotaria sp. Silwood1
Lineage: Eukaryota; Metazoa; Rotifera; Eurotatoria; Philodinida; Philodinidae
Source: the annotation of a GenBank genome assembly